Molecule: messenger RNA, 1633 nt
Organism: Ostrea edulis (European flat oyster)
Lineage: Eukaryota; Metazoa; Mollusca; Bivalvia; Ostreida; Ostreidae
Exons: 3
Coding region: 584-1360 (258 amino acids)
Source: RefSeq, a predicted model, not a curated record
UAUAGUUGAGUUUAGAUGUAAUUAAGCAUAUUAAUGAGUAUUUGGAUUUGCUUCAGGAAAUGCCAGGAGACAUUUCAAUAAAGAGGGGGAGAAUGUCACAGGGUGACAAUUGCGUAUUUUAAUUAUCAAAUGUUAUAUGCAUUUUAUUCAUUUCAGAUUGUUCAAUACACUUCCAUUCAUUCAUUCACCUGUUUACUAAUUCAUUUAUGCAUUGUCAUCGUAUUCGUGUUGUGUUCUUGUGUACGUGGUGUCACUUGAUUGUUUUGUGAAUAGGGUUUUGCUGAGUUAGGUAUUUGUAGAGCGAGUAUUUUAGUAGAAGUUGCAGAACAAGUUUUUUUAGGGAGUGGUAGUAUUGUGGGCAUGUGUGUGAGCUUGUAUAAAAGGAUGAGCACGGAUUAAUUUAGAGAUUAACAAGACUUUAACACAGUACAUCAGGGUAAGUCUCACACUGAGAUACCCUAUACGGAUGUAUUCCUUACGGGAUAUAAAGAUAUAUAACUGCGUACAACGAGCCAUAGUGACCGUGAUUGCAUUGGUUAAGCGUCAAUUCCGAUAUUUUGAUCACUGGAACUAACAGCCUGCAAUGGAUGCAAUGGAAUGGAGUGUCAUUGAGGAAUUUAAAGAUGUCUUUGAAGGGAAAAUUCUUUUCUCAAAUACUGUUUUGAGGAUGAUAAAAUCUAGCUGCAAUCUCACCACAACGCAAAAAAAGAAAAUUACGAUUAAGAAUUUAGUAAAGAAAACUUUGUUGGGAAUUCUUCGCAAUCAAGAUGGAGGCUUUGAUAUUUUAAUGGAUGCUCUCGCAAAAGAGGAAAAGGCAAACGGGUUUCAUAUUAACAAAAUGAAAACACGUCUUCAAAAGAAGAGAGGGACUCAAAAAAGGCUUAAAAAUACAGAUCAUCACAAUUCCUCAAAUGUAGAAGAAGAUGGGGUCUAUGCCGAGCUUUUGACAACAGUUACAGGUGUUCCUAACAAUACAAAUCCCGAAGUUGAAAGUUUAAAAUCGAUUACUGAUAAACUUAAACAAUUGAGAAAUGACAUGGAUCCACAGAACCUUAAGAGUCAUAUGUCACUAAAGGAAUUGCAUCGUGAAACGAUAAAAGUAAGAGAAAAGGUUCACAAACAUAUGAAAAAACUUAAACGCGAAUCUCAAGAAAAAGACGAAGAAAUUAAGAAACUUUUAGACAAAAUCAAAGAACUAUUUGCCGCUCAACAACACCUCGAAAAUGAAAACAGUCGGCUUCAAAACGAAAAAGAGACACUUCGAUUGAAGAGGAAAGAAGAGUUAUUGAAUAUUGACGCCGAUGUACAUCAACCUAUUGUGCAAACCAUUAUUACUGCGACCAAUAUUAUUGUGAAUUAAAAUAUAACUUUAAUAAUGUUGUACUAAUUAAAAGAUUGAUUUUACACUUGUCCGUGUAGUCAUCCAUUCUUCGGAUUUCAUUGCAGUUGAUUUAAAUAUACCGAAAGACUUCCUGGUUUCUGAUUACAUUGUUCUUUGAAUUUGUUCUCAUUCAUGAUUAUCAUUAUGUAUACAUUUAAAUACCCGUUAGUAUGUAUGUAAAUAGAUUUACAUUUACCAAAUGUUUUGCGUGUAUUUUUGUUCAUGAAGGCGGUAUAAAAUCAUACAUACAUU